AUGGUAACAGUGGUUACAGGCAGAAAAUGGCGUCGACCAUCCCUUGUUUGGCUGUGCGAGGUUCCACCGGCAUAAACGUAGGUCAAGGACCUCCAACUUACGAUGCCGUCUCAGCAUUUUCCAAAGAUGACAGCAAAUCGUGUAAAACGAUGCUGUUCAGUCCGGAAGGCCGGUUUUUUGCCUGGGCCAAUGGAUCCUCGGUACAAAUUGCUUUGUGCGCGACUUGGAAGGUCAUCGGAAAAAUUUCAAGGCCGAAAAUCCAGGCUAUUCGAUUUUCCCCUCAGGGCAAUUACCUUAUGACCUGGGAGCCAUUCAUUGCGACUCCUACAAAUCCUCAAGGUUCUCCAAAUCUUAAUAUCUGGAAAUCCGAGGAUACAGAGCUCGUAAAAAGCUUUGUCCAGAAGAAACAAACCGACUGGGAACCGCAAUGGUCGAGUGAUGAAAAAAUCUGUGGAAUGCUUGUAAAUAAUGACGUCGUUUUGUACGAGGACGUAAAUUUUGAGAGAGCUGCGCACCGAAUAAACGUAGCCAAAAUAGCUAAAUUCAGUAUAGCACCUGGUGCAGUUCCUUAUCACAUACUGUGCUACAUGCCUGGAAAACCUGGCCAAGCAUCUUUUGGUCGACUCUUUCAGUACCCAAAAUUCGAAUCGACUCAGUCAAUAGCAAACAAAAGUUUCUUCCAGUCAGACAGAGUUGACAUUUAUUGGAAUCAAAAGGGAACUAGUGCAUUAUUAAUGACUAGCACAGAAGUUGAUAAAACUGGGGCUUCCUAUUACGGCAAAACAACUUUGCAUUAUCUGAGUACAAAAGGCGAAACGGCUCUAGUCAGUCUCAGUAAGGAGGGUCCAAUACACGCGGUCGAGUGGUCGCCAAAAAACACCGAGUUUUGUGUAAUUUACGGUUUCAUGCCAUCAAAAGCGACGCUAUUCAAUUUGAAAUGUGAGGCAAUCUUUGAAUUCGGAUCGAAACAUCGUAACAGCAUUUACUACAAUCCGCACGGAAACAUUCUCUUGUUGACCGGCUUUGGAAAUUUGCGCGGCGGUAUAGAAUUGUGGGACAUGAACAACAGAAAACUAAUCGCGAGUGCGGAAGCUCCUGAUACAACUUUACUUCAGUGGUCUCCAAAUGGAGAAAAUUUUAUGACUGCGACUACAGCACCCAGGCUUCGAAUGGGCAAUGGUUUUAAAAUUUGGCACUACACCGGUACUUUACUAUAUGAAAGACCUUGGAGCAAACAAGAAGAACUUUGGGAAGUUCAAUGGCAAACUUUUCCUGAUAACACAUUUCCCGAAAACCCUAUUAGUUAUAAAGCCGUUGAAGGUAUUGCGCCAAGUCAGCCUCAAGCUUCUAAACAAGCGUACAGACCACCUUCGGCGAGAGGGCAUCAAAUCAAUUUUAGUCUUCAUGACGACGAUGAUACUCCUUCAAGAGCAGGCGAUGCAAAAACGUCCAAGGACUCCAAGGCUUAUCUCAAAGCAAAGAAGAAAAGAGAGGCCAAGAAAGCGAAAAAGGGACAAGAAACUGCGGGAACUCAACCACAAUCGAGCAAUGCGCCUAUUAAUGGACUAGAUGUUAAUAAUGUUCCUAAAAGUCAAACUGCCCCAACCGAUCUUGAUAUCACCGAUGAUCCGGAAAAGAAAAAGAAGAUUGGACGAAUCAAGAGCAAAUUGGACCAGAUAUCAAAGCUAAAACAGCAGCAAUCAUCAGGCAAACAACUCGAAAUCAACCAACUCGACAAGAUAAAAAAAGAAGCUGAGCUCCUAAAAGAACUGCAAGACUUAUCAUUGUGAUCAGUCGUGAUAACUUUCAGGAAUUGCUGAAUGAUCCAGCCAAACUAGAUUCUAAAAUAAAUGCAUUUUCUGCAUCUCUCGAAAAAUUCGCAUCGGGAUGAAAAGUGCGAUUCGAAUUCACAAUCGCGAGGGAAAUAUGCGAAUGUGAUUGUAAAUAAAAUAUUUUCCGAAUUACGCCUUUAGAAGCCACGACUCUCUUCGCCUGGGAAAUACAAUUUUCUAUGACUGCAGUAAUGUUAAUCUGGAAAUUAGAAAUCCAACCGAAACAAUUAGAGAAUAUGGUGAAUACUUAAAAAUAGUUUUUUACAUGUAAUAUUAAUUAAGAAUACUCAAAAUUGAAAAAUUCUCAAAAUUUAAAUCCUAUUUUGGUGCAAAAUCAUACUUUUUUUAGUAGGGGAUUCCUAAUUCAUCGCAUGGUUUGUAUUUCUUUCAAGAUUAGAUAGAAAGUGUCCGGGUGCUCUAAAUAGGAUUAAUUACAUUUGUAUAUAAAAGUAACUGACUCGUAUCUUUUGGAAAUUCUCGAUGAAAAGGAGAAUUUGAAUAGAUUCGCCAAAUUUACAACAGAAAUUAAAAUUCUAAUAUUAAUUAAAUUCUGACGUCCAUUCUAUGAACGUUCAACGAUUUUAAUGAAAGCAGUUAAUAAUUAUUAUAGGGGGCAUAUGAAGAAGCAAUAAAUAUUAAUCUUGCGAAAGAAAAUUUUCCUUUUUUGAAAUAAAACUAGUCUUAAUUGUAAAUAUUGCCUGUUGAUUGCCUCAGUUACAAUUGAUUGAUUAUUGAUUUAAUCAUUUAACAGCUAUAUUUACAUCGGGAUAUAUUUUUCUUGUCAUUUUGCUCGCUGCCUUCCAAUAAUUCUUGUUUUAUCAUUUUAUUUCGAGUUUUACAAUUAAGAGGCAAACUGAAAAUUUCAAACUGUGAAAUAGGUGUGGGUGUUCAUAGUCCAAUGUACAAAAUUAAAGUGGGCUUCGAUUAACAAAAUACUUUGUGGAACGAAAUAAAUAAAUCGCUUAAAUCUGUAUUUGUUACGUUA
Molecule: messenger RNA, 2817 nt
Organism: Belonocnema kinseyi
Lineage: Eukaryota; Metazoa; Arthropoda; Insecta; Hymenoptera; Cynipidae
Gene: eIF2A
Product: eukaryotic translation initiation factor 2A
Exons: 12
Coding region: 27-1790 (587 amino acids)
Biological process (GO): translational initiation
Cellular component (GO): cytosolic small ribosomal subunit
Molecular function (GO): protein binding; ribosome binding; translation initiation factor activity
Source: RefSeq, a predicted model, not a curated record